UAGCACACAUCACACAGAUUGUCCUUCCCGGGCCAGUUGCGCCAAAAGGGACGGACCCGCUGUGCAUGCCAGCGCCCUAGGGAGCUCUGCACCCCACCCGAAGAGUGCGCUCGGCUCUGCCAAGGACGCGGGGCGCGUGACUCAGCGAAGGCCGGUUCAACCGCUUACUGUGUGCAAACUCUGCGCACGGUCCGGUCCCACGACUAUAAAGAAAGCAGGCCGCCCGCUAGGCGUCAGCAGGACUUCCAGCAGCCUGACCGCCUCCUAGUCACUUGCUCCACAGCUCCAGCUUCACCAGCUCAGAAUGGACCCCAACUGCUCCUGCUCCACAGGCAACUCCUGCACCUGCUCCAGCUCCUGUGGCUGCAAAGACUGCAAGUGCACCUCCUGCAAGAAGAGCUGCUGCUCCUGCUGCCCCGUGGGCUGCUCCAAGUGUGCCCAGGGCUGUGUCUGCAAAGGGGCCUCUGACAAGUGCACGUGCUGUGCCUGAUGGGAGGACAGUGCGGCUCCCACGUGCAAACAGUGUGGACCAACCCGGAGAUUCUCAGACAGCUCUACACUGAUAACUAAACCUCCUUUUUCUGUGAAAUAUGUGAAUAAAAUCCAAUUUGAUUUGA
Myodes glareolus (Bank vole) is the source of this 617-nucleotide messenger RNA. Lineage: Eukaryota; Metazoa; Chordata; Mammalia; Rodentia; Cricetidae. The record is from RefSeq and is a predicted model, not a curated record.